Molecule: messenger RNA, 838 nt
Organism: Micropterus dolomieu (smallmouth bass)
Lineage: Eukaryota; Metazoa; Chordata; Actinopteri; Centrarchiformes; Centrarchidae
Product: REST corepressor 1-like
Exons: 4
Biological process (GO): regulation of transcription by RNA polymerase II; negative regulation of DNA-templated transcription
Cellular component (GO): transcription regulator complex; histone deacetylase complex
Molecular function (GO): transcription corepressor activity
Source: RefSeq, a predicted model, not a curated record
AUUCAGACCAUCAAACAGUCAAACAGCUGCCUGAAGGAGAAAAUCAGUUCAGGAGUUGACGAGUUCCGACAACCUGAGGUGAAUCAGAAGUUCAACACUCGUUGGACCACAGAGGAGCAGCUGCUCGCUGUACAAGCCAUCAGGAAGUAUGGGCGGGACUUCCAGGCGAUCUCAGAUGUGAUUGGUAACAAGUCGGUGGUUCAGGUGAAGAACUUCCUGGUGAACUACAGACGGAGGUUUAACCUGGACGAGGUUCUUCAGGAGUGGGAGGCCGAGCACGGGAUGGAGGGGGGACAUGGGGGGGGAGGAGAGGAGGACAAGAUGGAGGUGUGUCCUGCUGAGGAGGAGGAGGAGGCCACUGCUAAGGAGACAAAGGAGGACUCGGCCUCCCCGCUGGACUCCCAGAAGCCCCAGGCCUCCUGAGACGCUCUGACCCUGUCCCUCUGGUGUUGUCAUUAUGUGCUUUAUUUUAUGUUAUUUUAUUUUCUCAGUUUAUCAGUUAGUAUGUUGGAAUUUUAUUGAUCAGGUAUGAGGUUUGUGUCUUGACUGACAUCACUGCUCUCUCUGGACCAAUCAGAAAUCAGACCUCACCUGUCAAUCGAAGUGGAUGGGACCUACUUUUUUAUUUCUCCUUGAAGGUUUUAUGUUUUAAUCUGUUUAUAUUUCUUCUUUCUUUCUCUGUGCGUGUCGGGGGGGGUGAAGCAGCCAUGUAGGAUGAUGUCACUCAGUUAGGAGGCGUGUCCUGUCCUGAUGAUGUCAUCCUGUUUUGGGGAUUUUAGGAUAUUUUAGACGAGUGACAAUAAAACCAAAGUUCAUCAAUAAAUGAAUUUUUCUUCUU